Hippocampus comes (tiger tail seahorse) is the source of this 1378-nucleotide messenger RNA. RefSeq names its product chemokine (C-X-C motif) receptor 3, tandem duplicate 2 (gene cxcr3.2). Gene Ontology annotation, biological process: calcium-mediated signaling; cell chemotaxis; immune response. The transcript is spliced from 2 exons. Lineage: Eukaryota; Metazoa; Chordata; Actinopteri; Syngnathiformes; Syngnathidae. The record is from RefSeq and is a predicted model, not a curated record. Gene Ontology annotation, cellular component: membrane; external side of plasma membrane. Gene Ontology annotation, molecular function: C-C chemokine receptor activity; C-C chemokine binding. The coding region runs from base 8 to 1144 and encodes 378 amino acids.
AACAAACAUGGAUGAUUACAUGGUAACCACUGAGGACUACUGGAUAUUCGAUUAUGACAACUACACGUUGUCCCCCGAAACCAGUAAGACGCACGCGGCCCCUUGCCCGCACGAAGACAUCUACGCUUUUGCGCGGAGGUACCUGCCCGUCGUCUACAUCCUGGUCUUUAUCCUGGCCGUGGUGGGCAACGUGCUGGUGCUGUGCGUGAUCCGCCGCUAUCGCAACUCCCACGGCGGCGGCGCCUGCUCCUUCUCCCUCACCGACACCUUCCUCCUCCACUUGGCCAUCUCCGACCUGCUGCUGGCCUUCACGCUGCCGCUGUUCUCCACGCAGUGGGCCCAUCAAUGGGUGUUCGGCGAGGCCGUCUGCAAGAUGUCCGGCGCUCUGUUCUCGUUCAACCGCUACAGCGGCAUCCUUUUCCUGGCCUGCAUCAGCUUCGACCGCUACCUUGCCAUCGUCCACGCCGUCAGCUCCGGCUGGAAGCGCAACACCUGCCAGGCGCAGGUGGCCUGCGCCUUCAUCUGGGUGGGCUGCCUGGGCCUGGGCGGCGUGGACAUUGUCUUCAAGCAGGUGAGCGAGGUGAAAAUCGACGAGGGGCGGGCCCCGCUCCUGUGCCAGGUGUGGUUCACCAACAACGCCGCGCAGUGGCACGCCGGCCUGCAGCUGGUCAGCGUGAGUCUGGGCUUCGGGCUGCCACUCCUCAUCAUGCUUUACUGCUACAUCCGGAUCUUCCGCUCGCUGUGCAACGCCACCCGCCGGCAGAAGCGCAAGUCCCUGCGCCUCAUCGUCUCCCUGGUGUCUGUCUUCGUGCUCUGCUGGGCGCCGUACAACGGCUUCCUUUUGGCCGACAGCCUCCAGAGGCUAGAGGUGGUGGCGGGGGGCUGCCGGUUCGGCCGCAUUGUGGACAUGGGCAAGGUGAUCACCGAGAGCGCCGGGCUGUCGCACUGCGCCCUCAACCCGCUGCUGUACGGUUUCGUGGGGGUCAAAUUCCGCAGGGAGAUGGCGCGUAUGUGCAAGGGGCUGCUGGGCCCGAAAGUCGGGCUGGGCGUGGAGGAGUGGAGGGAGAGGAAGCGCAAGACCACCGGCUCCUACAGCUCUGCCGAGAGCGAAAACACCUCCUACUCGGUUAUGGUGGGAAGAUGAUCGAGAAGCUCAUGUUUGUAAGUGGCUUGUCAAGGGGGGGCCAGAAAAGUGCCACUUUUCCACUGUGCAGCACCGACUCCUCUGGCUCUUGAGCUCUGCACAUUUUCAAAUGUCUUCGGCUUCAAAAAGAGUAAUUAAUGAAAAAAGAUGCACAUUUUUUAAGAAACAGCACAUAGGCUAUACAAGAUUCUUGAGGGAAAAAAAGUUACGUGUCCCACCCACCACCCCCCAAAA